This is a messenger RNA of Paramacrobiotus metropolitanus, 2487 nucleotides long. Its product is annotated as acetylcholine receptor subunit beta-like 1. Gene Ontology annotation, cellular component: neuron projection; synapse; postsynaptic membrane. Gene Ontology annotation, molecular function: acetylcholine-gated monoatomic cation-selective channel activity; transmembrane signaling receptor activity. Gene Ontology annotation, biological process: regulation of membrane potential; chemical synaptic transmission; signal transduction. NCBI's taxonomy places the organism in Eukaryota, Metazoa, Tardigrada, Eutardigrada, Parachela, Macrobiotidae. The record is from RefSeq and is a predicted model, not a curated record.
UCCACACAGUAACAAAACCCCCGCACACGACCGAUAUCCAGUGCACACAGCGGCAACAUAAAUUCUCUUGAUUCCCAAACCGGCUGGGUAUGUACAGGCCAUUUCACUGCAUUUGUACACACAUAUUAUAUUUAUCGGGGAAAUUACUCCACACACCAUCGACCAACAUAUAUUUAUGGACGCUGUAUCCCGUGUAAAUCGCCCAGAGGAUUAGUUAUUAUGGAUUAUGUCUAAAUGGAUACAUGCCAUUUACCGGCUACAUUAUGGGAUUACGCACAAGGAUACCGGCUGCGGGGACAGCAACGCAUUAAUCCACAACAUUACCCGCAUCUCCAAUGCCGCUACGGCAUCAUCCGGACGCUGAGUCCUCGCCACUGCAAAGGUCACUGCUCUUGUUAAUCUGUCCGGUCGUCGCCGUUGUCACCGCCGCCAUCAUUCUCUCCCGCCUCGCCUGCACCGCACCGACGACCAUCCCCCGUCAGCCGGAUGUCGUCCGGGCCGGCAUUGAUCGGCAGGAUUGUUCUGGUUUGUGAUGGAAUUGCGCGCUAUUGUGCAGGCACUGAUUGUCGGCAUAAUAUUACUCGGCUACUGCUAUGAUCAAUGCGCGGCUUCGGAGGACGAGGAACGGCUUGUUAGGGAUUUAUUGGCCAGAUAUAAUCGAUUAGUGCGUCCGGUCACCCAUAUGAACGACACAGUCCAUGUGCGGUUUACCUUGAUAUUGUCAUUGCUCAUUAGUGUGCAAGAAAAGGAACAAGUGAUGAAAACUAAUGUUUGGUUAGAAUUUAAAUGGAAGGAUCCUCAGAUGGUAUGGGAUCCGGCAAAUUACGGCGGGGUGACGACCAUCCGGCUGCCGGUGGAUAAGAUCUGGAUACCGGAUGUGGUCCUAAUCAACAAGUAAGUGCGCACUGCACCUUCCGGCAUGAUUGUCCAUUCGUGCGGACGGAAAAUGCUGUGGCUGCCUCCUUCCAUUUACAAAUCGACUUGUGAUAUUAAGGUGCAUAACUUUCCUUUCGAUGAGCAAAUCUGCGAUAUGAAAUUCCAGUCAUGGACGUAUAACGCCGACGAGGUCAACUUGGACUUCCGCGAGGAUACCAACCGGCUGGUGGACCGCUCCGGCUACCAGAGCGGCACAUGGGACCUGGUGAUGGCCAUCGGUUUCCGCAACACCUACCGCAAAAGCGACAAAGACCCCAACAUGGUGGACAUCACCUACAAGAUCAUUAUCCGCCGCAAGACCCUCUUCUACACCAUCAACCUGCUAAUCCCCACCGUACUGGUCAGCUUCCUCUCCGUGCUGGUCUUCUAUCUGCCGACGGCGGCCGGUGAAAAGGUCGCCCUCUCCAUCUCUAUUUUGCUCACCCUUAACGUCUUCCUCCUGCUGGUGUCUAAACUGUUGCCGCCGGCCGAGCAGUUGCCCCUCAUCGGCACCUACCUUCUCUUCACCUUCCUGAUGAAUCUUGUCUCCAUUGUCGUCACGGUCAUCACGAUCAAUAUCAAUUUCCGCAGUCCCAAGACGCACACCAUGCCCACGUGGAUCCGGCGGGUGUUCCUGGGGUGGUUGCCGGUUAUCCUGCUCAUGCGCCGCCCUAAGAAACCCAAGCGCUCCACACCGUACCGCUACGCCAAGCCGGAAGAGGGCAACCACACCGGCGGACGGAUGCCGGGGGAUCUGCAGCAUCAGCGGACAACGUACGCCCGAAGUGCCUCACCCGGUCCGCCGUCGUCGUCGGCCGCGGACCGCGGAAUGUAUGAUGCCAUGGAGAUGGUGGAGUUCCGCUCCACAGUACGCCACGCCACUUUGCCGCCGGUGGGGACCGCGGGCGGCCCGUCGACCAGUAACAGUAUGCCGGGGUUCGCCACGCGGCGCUCCUUCGCGCAGCGCACCGCGUCGGAUCAUUAUCUGGCGCGGCAUGACAGCGAGGACAACGAGGAGAUUAGCCUCAACUCACCGGAUGCGCGCCUCGUUACCAGCUCGAUUGAGUAUAUUGUGGAGUAUCAUCUGCAGAAUGAUGCCAUUCAAGAGGUGGAAGAUGAUUGGAAAUACGUGGCCUUAGUGGUUGAUCGUUUGUUACUGUGGAUCUUUUUUGUGGCAACCACCGUGGGAUCAUUCAAGAUACUCCUCAGCUCCGAGACGAUAUUCGAGACACUGGAUCAAGCUGCCGCUCGUCAUCAGCUCUGACCAAUCACGACGCUGGACGUAGUCAGUGCAGCGCGAAACGUGUCAGUCUGAUGAUAUGGGGCAAACAGCCGCUGUGCUCGAUUACGGUUGACUCAAUUGGCCAAAGAAACUGUAUUUACAGAACCAAUCGCCACACUUUUGUGCAUUGCCUGCGUUUAAUUAAUAAAUUACCUGGAACGCAUUUUAAGAGUUUUCCCUUGAACAUUUUAAUUAACCUGGUGGUUUUUCUCUUUUUGCUCAUUGUGCGCAUCGAUUACUGUUUGUCAAAAAAUUAUUCUAUAAUCAAAAAUGGAAAUUAAAGAAGCAUG